AAUGCACUUCCCUCCCUGCAUCCCUCCCAGGGUUCUUUCUUGGUCCUUCAGGCCGUGGCUCAGGCUCUGGUGGCUUGCGGAGCACCCAAAGGAUCCAUCGUCACCGUGGGCAGCAUCGUGGGAAAGGUGGGAAACAUCGGACAGGCCAAUUACUCCGCCUCUAAAGCAGGAGUGGAGGGUUUGACCAGGACCGCGGCCAAAGAGCUCAGCAGGUUUGGCAUUCGGUGUAAUUGUGUGCUGCCAGGUUUCAUAUCCACUCCGAUGACGGAUAAAGUUCCAGAGAAAGUUAUUAGCAGGAUGAAAUCCUUGGUGCCUCUGGGAAGAAUGGGUGAGCCUGCAGAGGUCGCUGAUGUCUGUGCCUUCCUCGCCUCAGAUGACUCUCGAUACAUCACCGGAGUCAGCCUGGAAGUGACAGGUGGACUCUUCAUUGGAUAAAUGGACUGUCUGUCACACCGAUGAAGACCAAUGGGAGGCCAGUUUCUUCGUAGUUCAUUUAAAUGUUGAAAAUUAUACUACUUUGAUAAUUAUGUUUUGAAAUUGUGGUUGUGCCAAUAAACACCUGUUUGUAAUAUUUCUGUACAGAAUGUUGUAUUUUGAUUUGAAAGAUCUGAAUAAAGUGUUUAACUAAA
This is a messenger RNA of Notothenia coriiceps (black rockcod), 629 nucleotides long. RefSeq names its product estradiol 17-beta-dehydrogenase 8. Gene Ontology annotation, molecular function: oxidoreductase activity, acting on the CH-OH group of donors, NAD or NADP as acceptor; quinone binding. The record is from RefSeq and is a predicted model, not a curated record. The transcript is spliced from 6 exons. NCBI's taxonomy places the organism in Eukaryota, Metazoa, Chordata, Actinopteri, Perciformes, Nototheniidae. Gene Ontology annotation, biological process: fatty acid biosynthetic process. The annotation marks the transcript as partial.